Chara braunii is the source of this 2610-nucleotide messenger RNA. The record is from the annotation of a GenBank genome assembly. NCBI's taxonomy places the organism in Eukaryota, Viridiplantae, Streptophyta, Charophyceae, Charales, Characeae.
GGCCACCCGCAGCUAUAUUAGUAAGAAAGCGCUGCAGAAGAUGAGGCUGGCACUUAAAGUCCAGAAACUGACAAACCCCAUAGUUAGUAUCCUCGCGGACAAUCGUACCAUGGUUGUAGAGGAUUACGUAGAGGGAGUCCAGGCGUAUUUYCGCCUAGAGAAAGAUGGGAAGGUGGAGAAGGUCCUCCACUCCCUGACUCUCCUCGUAGAGGACAGCCUCCCAUUUGAUAUUGUGCUGGGAAUGGAUUGGGGAGAGGCAGCUGGGGCCACGCUCCAUUUGAAGGAGCACGAGUGUAGGCUCCCUAGUGUUGCAGGCGAGGCUAAGACUGCCCGCCUGUUCCAUGUGUCAGGAGUAGAGAAUUCAUUGGCACAUUGCUGCCUCAGUGCCCCUGCGUUCGCCAGAUUAAUGAAGAAGGAGCACUUAGAGGAACAGGUCUUUGUUGCCUAUGUUAGGCCAGUCACUGAGCCUAAGGAAGAGAAGCCCGUAGACCCUGCUAUUGCCAAAUUGCUGGAAGAGUUUAAGGAUUUGACUGAGCCGCCGACAGGCACGAUGCCGCGGCCCAUCCAGCACCGUAUUGAGAUAAACCCUGGCAGUAGAACUCCUAAGGGUGUUGUGUAUAGGAUGUCCCCGCGGGAGUUAGAGGAGCUACAGAAACAGUUGGACGAGCUCCUUGAAAAGGGUUGGAUUAGGCCCAGUUCGUCUCCUUUUGGAGCCCCUGUUCUCUUUGUCCCCAAGAAAGAGGGAGAGUYGAGGAUGUGUAURGACUAUAGGGGUCUGAAUGCCAUUACWGUGAAGWAUGYUGAGYCACUGCCUAGGAUAGACGAUCUCUUAGAUCGAGUGCAGGGGGCGAGGUAUUUCUCCAAGAUAGAUUUGAAGUCCGGAUAUCAUCAGAUAGAGGUGCAUCCUKWUGAUCAGUAUAAGACAGCCUUCCGGACUAGAUAUGGGCACUACGAGUUCAUAGUGAUGCCCUUUGGACUAACCAAUGCGCCAGCUACGUUCCAACGCCGCAUGAACGAUUUGUUUAGGCCGUGGUUAGACAAAUUUGUUGUAGUUUACUUAGAUGACAUCUUAGUAUUUAGCCGGACCCUCGAAGAGCAUCAGGGUCAUCUCAGGCAGGUCUUGGAGAAGUUGAGGGAAGCUAACUUCAAGAUCAAUGCAAAGAAGUUCGAUUGGGCGAAAACCCAAGUUUUGUACUUAGGCCACGUCUUAGACGGAGACGGUGUUAAGCCAGAGGAUAGCAAGAUCGCAGCGAUUAGAGAUUGGCCCACGCCACGUACGCUGACAGAGUUGCGCUCGUUCCUGGGCUUAGCUAAUUACUACUGGAAGUUCGUAAGGAACUUCUCCACCAUCGCUGCGCCCCUUCGCAGAUUGUUGAGGAAGGAAACUAUCUGGAAGUGGGAUAAGAACUGCACGUCUGCCAUGAAAAAGUUAAAGCAGGCAUUGAUAGAGUAUCUAGUCCUUAAAGUCGCCGACCCGUCCUUGCCCUUUGUCGUCACGGCCGAUGCGAGUCAAUACGGCAUAGGCGCAGUGUUACAGCAAGACGAUGGCAAUGGGUAUAGGCCCGUAGAGUUCAUGUCUGCCAGAAUGCCUUCAGAGAAGGUCGCGACAUCUACCUAUGAGAGGGAACUCUACGCUCUCAGACAAGCCUUAGACCACUGGAAGCACUACUUGCUUGGGAGGCACUUCAAAGUCUAUUCAGAUCAUGAAACGUUACGAUGGUUAAAGACGCAGGCCAAGAUGACACCUAAGCUUACCAGUUGGGCCGUUGAAAUAGAUCAGUACGACUUCGAGCUCAAGCCUGUUAAAGGGAAGUACAACGUAGUCGCGGAUGCUCUGAGUAGGAGGGCAGAUUACUUUGGGGCAAUAGUGCACCACCUCGAUAUAGGGAAGGACCUGCAACCGAAGGUUAGAGAGGCCUAUGCGCAGGACCCUAUCUAUAGUGAGCUCCUUAAGAAGGUCAAGGAGGCCCCAGAGACUGAGCCGAACUAUCGCACUACUGAAGGGUUGCUCUUUGAGAAGACUAAUGUAUUUGACCGCCUGUGCAUUCCGAAUAGUGAAGAGAUUCGUAGUCUGAUUUUGGGCGAAUGCCAUGACACAAAGGGUCAUUUUGGUUGGCAAAAGACCUUAGCCAAUCUGAUGCGCGCGUAUACCUGGCCAGGGAUGAAGAAUGACUGCGUAGAGUAUGUUCGCAGUUGUAAGGUCUACCAGCGUAACAAGAGUUCUACGCGCGCCCCGAUAGGUCUUCUCGGACCCUUUACCCAUUCCGGACCAACCGGGAGACUCAAUGUCCAUCGACUUCAUGGACACUCAGGUCAAGAGCAGGCAUGGCAAGAGCCAAGUCAUGGUCAUAGUUGACCGAUUUAGUAAGUACGCAGUCUUUGUUCCUUUACCGUCAGAGGCACGUACUGAUUUAGUCAUUCAGAGUUUUUUUUACUGUUGGGUGAGUGAGAAUGGAAUCCCGCUAUCAAUAGUUAGCGAUAGAGAUAGUCGCUUCACCAGCCAGAACUGGCAAGAACUCAUGGGAGUAUAUGGGUCCAAGUUGUCGAUGUCGUCUGGCCGUCAUCCAGAGACUAACGGUCAGACAGAGCAAAUGAACAAGAUCCUACAAC